Messenger RNA from Cotesia glomerata, 995 nucleotides. RefSeq lists its product as uncharacterized. Bases 305 to 805 code for a protein of 166 amino acids. The record is from RefSeq and is a predicted model, not a curated record. Lineage: Eukaryota; Metazoa; Arthropoda; Insecta; Hymenoptera; Braconidae. The transcript is spliced from 2 exons.
GUUUGGAAUUGCAGUCGACUUUAAAAGGGCAUUUGACUCUGUUCCUCACCAACAGUUAUAGCAAAAGCUAAGGGAAAAUAAUGCGAGCAGCAAUUUAAUCGAUAUUCUCAUCUCACUGUGUGAAUCAGCCUCUUUCCAGGUCAAAUCCAAUGGAGUACUCUCAGAAAAAUUCGAUGUAACCAGAGGUAUUUUGCAAGGGGAAACUCUAAGUGCAGACCUUUUGAUCUUCUUCCUCUGGGACUUCGAAGAGUUCUUUCGGAAGCGUGGACUAAUUGGACUAAAUAUUGAUGGUCUAAACGACUUAAUGAUCCUUCUGUACGCAGAUGAUACAUCCAUCUUUGCGCACUCCCAUGUUGAUUUAGCCAGGAAGCUGAAAGCGCUGCACGAGUACUGUCUAAUCAAUGGACUGGAGGUCAAUCGCAGUAAAACCAACAUCAUGAUCUACAAAUCAGCAGGAAGAGCUAGACUGAUCCCAGAAAAUUUUAGAACUUACGGGCUUCCCUUGGACACGGUCAGCAAAACGAACUUUCUAGGUGUAAAAAUUUCCUCAUCCACGCUCGGUCUCGCUGCUCUCGACUCAGCUUUAAUCAAAGCAAAAUGUGCCUCUAGCACUGUCAUCUCUAUACUAUCCAAGGCUAAAUGUGACUCCUGGGAUGCAUACAAUAAGUUGUUCGAAAGCUUAGUAGCCUCGGUGCUACUUUAUGCUUUCCCGGCAUGGGGUCUGCGUUACCGGAACUCACUUGAAACUGCUCAAUGCUUCUUCUAUAAAAAGCAACUACGCCUACCACGUAAUACCGCUGACUAGGCGAUCAGACUUGAGCUUAAUCUAACACCCGUGGCCUGGAAGGCCAUGAAGCUGUUUUGGACCUGGCUCAUCAAGAAACUACGCACAGGGGCUACCACUAUGGUAAAAAUUUGCUUGCUAAGAACCUACAACUUAGCUAAAAACAUGCAACAUUAUCUCCAAAAUCAACUGGGCCACGUAACUUAGAGAG